AUGGAUGGAUGGAUGGAUGACGCUAGACUCCUUCUGCUGGUGUUGACAAGCGCUAGACUCCUUCUGCUGGUGUUGAGAAGCGCUACACUCCUUCUGCUGGUGUUGACAAGCGCUACACUCCUUCUGCUGGUGUUGAGAAGCGCUAGACUCCUUCUGCUGGUGUUGAGAAGCGCUAGACUCCUUCUGCUGGUGUUGAGAAGCGCUAGACUCCUUCUGCUGGUGUUGAGAAGCGCUAGACUCCUUCUGCUGGUGUUGACAAGCGCUAGACUCCUUCUGCUGGUGUUGAGAAGCGCUAGACUCCUUCUGCUGGUGUUGAGAAGCGCUAGACUCCUUCUGCUGGUGUUGAGAAGCGCUAGACUCCUUCUGCUGGUGUUGAGAAGCGCUAGACUCCUUCUGCUGGUGUUGAGAAGGGCUAGGCUCCUUCUGCUGGUGUUGAAAAGCACUACCCUCCUACUGAUCUAA
Portunus trituberculatus (swimming crab) is the source of this 462-nucleotide messenger RNA. RefSeq lists its product as uncharacterized. The record is from RefSeq and is a predicted model, not a curated record. The coding region runs from base 1 to 462 and encodes 153 amino acids. Lineage: Eukaryota; Metazoa; Arthropoda; Malacostraca; Decapoda; Portunidae. The transcript is spliced from 2 exons.